Messenger RNA from Fonsecaea erecta, 813 nucleotides. RefSeq lists its product as hypothetical. Bases 1 to 813 code for a protein of 270 amino acids. The record is from RefSeq and is a predicted model, not a curated record. The transcript has a single exon. Lineage: Eukaryota; Fungi; Ascomycota; Eurotiomycetes; Chaetothyriales; Herpotrichiellaceae.
AUGUACUCCAGAAGUACGGGGACCAGAUCCGCCACGGCGGUGCAGGUCAUUCAGGAUGACGACGCCGCAUCCCUGGCCUCCACCGCCGCCACCACAACCGCCACAGAUGCCGUACCUCCAUUGACCCGGGCGACGUCGACGGAUUCCUCGGGGGCGUCGUCGUCGGCAGACACAGACAUGGCCAGCAGCAUACUGGGGGAUGGAUACAUGUUGGAGUCACAAGAUGGUGUGUUGACGGUGCCAUGUCGCUACCACGAGGACGCCGACCUGCUCUGCCCGUUCCAGAUCCUCGACUGCGACCAAGUGUUUGCGGAUAUCAUCCAUUUCAAAAUGCAUGUGUUUUCGCACUUCCGGGGUCACGAGUUGCCGACCUUCGCCACCUGUUUCCUCUGCGACAACAAGUACGUCUCGCGCCCUGAGGACGACCCUGCCUUUGCGUGGAACACUAUGCUGUCCCAUAUGGUGCACGACCACUUCCGCCAGGGGCAACAGCUGGCGACGGUGAGGACCGACUUCGGCCUGAUGAAGUGGAUGUACAAUCGCCGGAUCAUCAAUGAGCAGCAGUUCAAGAGAACCCAGUUGCUGCCGUACCAGACCGUGCUGCCAGGAGCCGUCCCGACGAGGAGACAAAUCGUUACCGUGGCAGAGCUCCCACGAGCCCCGUCGGCAUCGCCACCCGCGGCUGUAAGAGCGCACCUGGCCUUGUCGAUGGGGUACCAGAAUGAACCUUACACCAUGAAUGCUGGCCGGCGGCAAGAAAGACGUCGACUCGAUGCCACGCGAACCAUGGUCCGAGCUCACAGUUAUAUUUGA